Paramecium sonneborni is the source of this 186-nucleotide messenger RNA. NCBI's taxonomy places the organism in Eukaryota, Ciliophora, Oligohymenophorea, Peniculida, Parameciidae. The record is from the annotation of a GenBank genome assembly.
AUGUAAGAAACAAAAGCGUCUAAAGAAAUUGACGUAACUGAUAGAGCUAAAAAGCUAAUAUCGUCUAAAUUUAGCAGAAUUCAAAAAUCCUACCUAAUAAGACCCAAGAUACAGAUCGAGAAAUUGAUCAGCAAGAUAUUGAAAUGCAAUUUAGUCCAAAGACUUCUUAAAAUAAAACCAUUUUGA